UCCCUUUGUUCAGCUAUCCCGCGUUUCAGAGAUGCCCUGUCAACCCGAAGUCUGAGGGAGGCUGGCCGGACCAAAUACACGUGUUUCUCGUGUGAAUGCCUAGUCUAGACGCCAACCGGCCACACUCGUUUCCGCCAUGCGAAUGCCGAGCUUAAAGUCCCAAUAUCAUGCGCCCACAUUGGUUGCACACACUUAUUGACCGGUUUGAACCCAAUGAUAUCCCGUCUCGCAAGUUUCAAGCGCAAGACUAGGCGGGCACCGAAGAAGAAGACCACCCGUUUGCUUGCACUCAGUCCGCAAGAUACGGUCUAUCAACAACUGGACAAGCACUUUCGCGAGUCGUGGAUCCACCCCGGGAAGCCCAAGCCCCAAGUUCACGCCAUCUUCGAGAUCGUAUUAACGGAGGAGAGCUUGAUGUCGUAUCUGCGCUACCGAGCGCUAGUUGAGCUAUCUCAUGUAGCCAGGCAUGCCAACGAGCAGCUGUUGUUCCAUGGAACGGCACGGAGCUGUCUGCUAGGCGACCAGCGCGCCAAAGCUCAAUUGUGCGAAUUGGACGCAUGUCUCCUGUGUUCGGUGCUGAGAGAUUCGUUUGACACAUCUCAAUGUGGCAAGCGACACAAGUUCCGCAGAUUUGGAUCCGGGAUAUACACUACGUCUUGUUCAUCCAAAGCAGAUGACUACUUCACCGGUGUUGCUGAAUCCCCUUUUCGCGUGUUGUUAGUGAACAGAGUGGUCGUGGGCAACGCUCUGAUGCGGCACUACAAUGCGGUGGACCUUGUCGAGCCUCCUUCUGGGUAUCACUCCAUUGUCGGCGAACCUGGCGGAGAUCUCAACUAUGCCGAAACUGUGGUGUACACCAACGAUGCCAUCCGACCUGCAUAUUUGAUGGUUUAUGCUGCUGCUGACUAUCAUCAGGAAGUGGCUGUCGCUGAUCUCAGCUCGAUUUUGUCUACAUUGUUCAACACGCCUGUCAUUGCUAGAUGACGAAUUGACACAGUCCAUGGUUCACCAGACUGAAUGCGUGCCAACUCGCUCGUCUUCUCCUAGCUGUAAGAUGUGGCGAUCGCUGUGCACGUCAGCAGUAUCGACAAGUUUGCGAAUAACUGGAAGAUGCUUAGAUGCGAUGCCCAGUUCUGCGCAUUCGCUUCGAGACGGCUGACUGCUCU
Mycena citricolor is the source of this 1166-nucleotide messenger RNA. NCBI's taxonomy places the organism in Eukaryota, Fungi, Basidiomycota, Agaricomycetes, Agaricales, Mycenaceae. The record is from the annotation of a GenBank genome assembly.